Messenger RNA from Cladophialophora carrionii CBS 160.54, 1599 nucleotides. RefSeq lists its product as uncharacterized. The transcript has 4 exons. Gene Ontology annotation, biological process: regulation of DNA damage checkpoint. The coding region runs from base 1 to 1599 and encodes 532 amino acids. The record is from RefSeq and is a predicted model, not a curated record. Gene Ontology annotation, cellular component: nucleus. Gene Ontology annotation, molecular function: protein binding; DNA binding. Lineage: Eukaryota; Fungi; Ascomycota; Eurotiomycetes; Chaetothyriales; Herpotrichiellaceae.
AUGUCUCGCUCUGGGACCCUCCAAGCCACCAAACCCUCCGACUUCGAAAAGCAACGCCUCGCCAACAUCGCCGAGCGCGACGCCCUCCUCAAGAAACUGACCCAAGAAGCCCAGUCCGCAGGCCUGUAUACAAAGCCGCCAGUCUUACAGAAUGGACAGAAACGCACGGCGACAGCAAAAUCCAAGGGACCUCCAGCCAAGAGGGUGAAAAAGGAAGCCGCCGAGAUCGUGCCCCGGCGGACGAGUUCUCGACUCGCUGGCCUACAGGCGGACAGUGAAGUCGCGAAACAGAAAGCAGAGGUCGAAUAUGAGAAGGCCAAGGAAGUCGAGCGAGCACGACGGCAGCGCGUGACGGGCGAUUUGUCUUUCUCCGGGACAGACACAGACGGCACAAGCCUGAUUGGCACCGAUGUACUCCUCAAGGGCGUGGCGACGCCGUACGCACGCACAUUCGAUGAAGAGCAGAUCCGCGAGACGAGCGACAAGGAUCUCAAGGCCCUCAGGGAGAGGAUGAGCGGCCUGCAGCUCUGGGAUGCGUGGGAGCCGAAUCGCAUCAAGAUCACCCCUGAGAGAAUCUACAGCAUGGCGUUUCACCCUACAGUCGCCAAACCGAUUGUCUUCGCGGGCGACAAAUUAGGCACACUGGGGAUUGUAGACGCAUCGCAGGGGAAGGAUCGUGCUACCGGUCUUAAAAAAGAGGAUGAUGCUGAAGACGAGGACGAGGACGUCGAUUCAGAUCCCCAGAUCACGCACAUCAAGCCACAUACGAGGACCAUCUCGGCGAUGCAUACACACCCGUCCAAGCCCGAAGCGCUCUACACGGCGUCGUACGACUCGUCGAUCCGGGUAACUGACCUCAAAAAGUCCCUGGCCGUGGAAGUGUACGGACCUUCCUCUCGCGAGGACGACGAACCCGUCUCCGGCGUGGACAUGUCCUCUAGCGAUCCCAAUACUCUGUACUUUACGACCCUGAACGGCGCGUUCGGGCGGUAUGACACGCGCGCCGCGCCCAGUACGGUCGAACUCUUCCAGCUGUCGGAGAAGAAAAUCGGGGGCUUCAGCUUAAAUCCGGUGGUGCCGCACUACGUGGCCACGGCGUCGCUCGACCGCUUCCUCCGAUUGUGGGAUCUGCGCAAGAUGACGAAGAAGAUGCCCACGCUGGUGGGCGAGCACGAGAGCAGACUGAGUGUCAGCCACGCGGCGUUCAAUACCGCGAGCCAGGUCGCGACGACGAGCUACGACGAUACGAUCAAGAUCCAUUCCUUUGGCUCCACGCAGUACAUGCACCAAUGGGAGGCUGGCCAUCAACUGGCCGACGAGGCCAUGAAGCCCGAGGUCGUCGUCCGACAUAAUAACCAGACCGGCCGGUGGACAACUAUCCUCAAGCCCCGCUGGCAGAUGUAUCCCAUGGACAAUAUCCAGAAACUGGUGGUGGGCAACAUGAACCGAUUCGUCGACGUCUACUCUGCCAACGGCGACCAACUCGCCCAGCUCGGCGGCGAGGGCAUCACGGCCGUGCCUGCCGUGGCGGUAUUUCAUCCUUCCAACGACUGGAUCGCCGGCGGCACUGCGAGCGGGAAAUUAUGUCUAUGGAUGUAG